AUGGUUCAAAUCAGUGAAGUGAAAGAUAACGACUCAAGAGAGUCAAGAACUGCUGCUCACACACAUAUCAAAGGUUUGGGGCUAGAUGAACGCGGAAUUGCUAAACCAAUUGAUAAUGGUUUUGUAGGCCAAGCAGAAGCCAGAGAAGCUGCUGGUGUCAUCGUUGAUUUAAUCAAAGCUAAAAAGAUGAGUGGUAAAGCUAUCUUACUUGCAGGUGGUCCUGCUACUGGUAAAACUGCUAUCGCCCUAGCUAUUUCUCAAGAAUUAGGACCAAAGGUUCCAUUUACACCAAUCGUUGGUUCAGAAUUAUAUUCCGUUGAAGUUAAAAAAACAGAAGCAUUAAUGGAGAAUUUUAGAAGAGCAAUUGGUUUGAGAAUUAAAGAAACAAAGGAAGUUUAUGAAGGUGAAGUUACUGAAUUGACUCCAGAAGAAAGUGAGAAUCCAUUAGGUGGUUAUGGUAAAACUAUUUCACACGUUAUUGUUGGAUUGAAAUCUGCAAAAGGUACUAAAACUUUAAGAUUAGACCCAAGUAUCUAUGAAAGUAUUCAAAAAGAAAAAGUUACUAUUGGUGAUGUUAUAUAUAUUGAAUCAAAUACUGGUUCUGUGAAGAGAGUUGGUAGAUCAGAUGCAUAUGCCACUGAGUUUGAUUUGGAAGCUGAAGAAUACGUUCCAUUGCCAAAAGGUGAUGUUCAUAAAAAGAAAGAAAUUGUCCAAGAUAUCACAUUACAUGAUUUAGAUGUUGCUAAUGCCAGACCUCAAGGUGGUCAAGAUGUCUUGUCUAUGAUGGGUCAAUUGUUGAAACCAAGAAAAACUGAAAUCACUGAAAAACUACGUCAAGAAGUUAACAAAGUUGUUCAAAAAUAUAUUGAUCAAGGUGUUGCUGAACUAGUUCCAGGUGUUUUAUUUAUUGAUGAAGUUAAUAUGCUCGAUAUUGAAAUUUUUACAUAUUUGAACAGAGCUUUAGAAGCUUCAAUUGCUCCAAUCGUUGUCUUAGCCUCAAAUAGAGGUUUAACCACCGUCAGAGGCACUGAAGAUAUCAAAGCACCACAUGGUAUUCCACCAGAUUUAAUUGACAGAUUAUUGAUAAUCCGUACAUUGCCAUAUUCAACUGAAGAGAUCAAGGUCAUCAUAGAGAAAAGAGCCAAGAUCGAAAACUUGCCUGUGAGUGCAGAAGCUUUGGAUAAACUAGCAGCUGAAGGAACAAAAACUUCAUUACGUUAUGCUUUACAAUUAUUAUCACCAGCAGGUAUCCUUUCCAAGACUUUUGGGCAUAAUGAAAUUCAAGUUAGUGAUAUCGAUGAAGCUCAAUCAUUAUUUUUGGAUGCUAAAAGAAGUACAAAAGUUUUGGAAACUUCUCAAGGUUACAUUUAG
Molecule: messenger RNA, 1371 nt
Organism: Hansenula anomala
Lineage: Eukaryota; Fungi; Ascomycota; Saccharomycetes; Phaffomycetales; Wickerhamomycetaceae
Gene: RVB1
Product: RuvB family ATP-dependent DNA helicase pontin
Exons: 1
Coding region: 1-1371 (456 amino acids)
Biological process (GO): regulation of transcription by RNA polymerase II; box C/D snoRNP assembly; chromatin remodeling
Cellular component (GO): NuA4 histone acetyltransferase complex; R2TP complex; Ino80 complex
Molecular function (GO): ATP binding; DNA helicase activity; ATP hydrolysis activity
Source: RefSeq, a predicted model, not a curated record